This is a messenger RNA of Thrips palmi, 1836 nucleotides long. RefSeq names its product zinc finger protein 239-like. Gene Ontology annotation, molecular function: RNA polymerase II cis-regulatory region sequence-specific DNA binding; DNA-binding transcription factor activity. The record is from RefSeq and is a predicted model, not a curated record. The transcript is spliced from 4 exons. Gene Ontology annotation, biological process: regulation of transcription by RNA polymerase II. NCBI's taxonomy places the organism in Eukaryota, Metazoa, Arthropoda, Insecta, Thysanoptera, Thripidae. The coding region runs from base 261 to 1211 and encodes 316 amino acids.
AAGGCCUCCUCGUCUUCAUUGAAUCAAUUUUUUCCCCUGCCGCUAACAGAGGGAGUUCAGACACUAACUGCGUUUGUUCGGUUACAGGUGUUACCGCGGACCAGACCCAGCGGUUCCCGCUCAGUGCGACCUUCUCCAUCGCAGUGCAGGCCCCGAGCAGGGGGUCAGGCAGGCAGCGUUUGAGUGUGGAGUGUGUGCAGAGGAGGGGUCCCUGCUGCGAUUCUCCGAAGACACCCGAGAUUGCAUCAAUCCGGAGCCACAUGAGUGCAAUGCACUUGAAAACCGAGAGCAUCGACUUGCCGACGGAGAGUGCGGACUGCGACUUCGGUUCCGGACUGCAGCCGUCGCCGUGCGUGCCUGACGAGGAGGAAAGCAUCCCUGACCCGAAGGUCGCUGCAGGCCCAGGCCAUGGCGGUCCGUGCCCGCCGCUGCACGGAGUGUUCGACCAGCAUGACGAGGAGGGAAGCAUGCCGGACUCCAAGGUCGCUGCAGGCGUCGGCGCGGAGCAGGCCCAGCAGCUGCUCGUCGGCGAGGCCUUCUCCCUCGCAGUGCCGGCUGGCGACGCGGUCCAGGACGAGCAGGCCUCGAGCAAGGAGACGGGCAGGAAGGCGCGCCGCGGAUUCAACUGUGGGGAGUGCGGCCAGCGUUUCCGGACUGAGAGCGGAUUGCGGGACCACCUUGCGAGUCACACUGAGGGCGGACCUCACUCGUGCGGGGUGUGUGGCAGGGAGUUCCCCUGGAAGAGCUAUCUUGUAAGGCACUCGAGGACCCACACCGGGGAGAAGCCUUUCAAGUGUGACGUCUGCGGGAAGGCAUUUUCAGACUCAUCUCAUUUAGUGUCACACAAGAGGAUCCACACUGGGGAGAAGCCUUUCAAGUGUGGCGAGUGCGGGAGGGCAUUUUCUAAUUCAUCUGAUUUAGUGAGACACAAUAGGACCCACACUGGAGAGAAGCCUUUUAAGUGUGGAGAGUGCGGAAUGGCAUUUUCAGCGUCAGGUCAUUUAUUGACACACAAAAGGACCCACACUGGGGAAAAGCCUUACAAGUGCGACGUGUGCGGGAAGCAGUUUGGUCAAUCAUACUGUUUAGUGGUCCACAGAAGGAUCCACACUGGGGAAAAGCCUUACAAGUGCGACGUGUGCGGGAAGGCAUUUUAUGAUUCAUCCGUUUGUGCGCGACACAAGAGGAUUCAUGCCACGAAGAAGCCGUAGGAAUGUUGUUUUUGGUGUCUGUUGGAAGACGAUUUUUGGGCAUAAAACGCGAAAUCACACGAGGGGACCCACGACGAGAGGACGCACACAGGUGUUUUGAAAAUGGGCCCUCCUUACUAUCAAGCUUUGAAUUUUGCUUCAGUUUCUCUGAGUUGCGCUUUUGUUCUCGUCUAUGUCGACCAUGUUUUCCUUUGAUUAUGUCCCCGCCUUUCAAUGUAAAGUUCCCGUGUAACGUUAGCGCCAGUAUUGCAUUCUUUAUGAAUUCGAGUUUAUUUUUUUGCCGUGCUAAGCUGUCACACGGAAGAUUAUUUUUGUUUUAUUUCUUAUCUCAUGGAAGUGAGCCACUUGUUUCUCUCCGUUGACAUUUUUGCCAGUUAGUGUUGUUGUUGUGAGAAGUGUAAAGUGACAGUGUAGUUUAUUUGAAACAGCGGGAAGACCGAUAGCAAUUCUCCCCUUUCUUUGUAACACGUUGUAUGUAACGCCAAAUUAUUUUUUCUUUCAACCAGAACGUCUUUUUAAGAUCGAACUGACUAUAGAAAACAAGCUGUUACUUGGCGAGUUAUAGAAGACCUUUCCACUAUCGAAAUGAUUGUACGAAAUAAAAUCCAACUGUUGGCACCAUUAA